This is a messenger RNA of Eucalyptus grandis, 5486 nucleotides long. Its product is annotated as putative protein tag-278. The transcript is spliced from 9 exons. The record is from RefSeq and is a predicted model, not a curated record. Bases 320 to 4897 code for a protein of 1525 amino acids. NCBI's taxonomy places the organism in Eukaryota, Viridiplantae, Streptophyta, Magnoliopsida, Myrtales, Myrtaceae.
CCCAAAAAAUAAAAAAUGAGAAAACUCCAGAGUACCAAAAAGUGAAUACCGAGAAGUAAAAGGGCUACGGAAGAAAGGACUUUUAAAAUAAGCCGGACCCCCAUUAAGAAAUUCCUCUGGCGACAGUAACAGCUAACGUGCUCCUUCUCUCUGCCGUCGCCUUCGCAUCAUCUCUGCAACUGCAACUGCAGCUGCAAGCUCCUCCUCUCUCUCUCUCUCUCUCUCUCUCUAAGCUGCCGGCGAGGUUGAAGACGAGCGGACGAGCGGACGAGCGAACGAGCGAGCGAGCUUCAUGAAGCUGACUGGAAACUAGAGAGCAAUGUUCAGGCUACACAAGCAGAAGUCCGACGAAUUGCGCGAGAGAUUCGAUUUCCAGCUCUCCAACCUCAAGGCGCUUCAGGUACCAAAAGGAUGGGACAAACUUUCUUUGUCUAUUAUCUCAGUGGACACAGGAAAAACUAUAAAAAGGUUGGAAAAAGUGCCAGUCUGGAAUGGAAAUUGUCAAUGGUCAGAGACCAUAUCAAAAUCAAUCUUGAUAUCAAAGUAUGAUGGUCCAAAAGAUGUUGAAGGGUGCCUAUUUAAAUUUGUUGUCACAAUGGGAUCAUCUAGAUCCAGUAUCCUUGGAGAGGCAUCAAUCAACCUGGCAAACUAUAUUAGCUCAAAAGCUUCUGUUCUUGUUUCAUUACAGCUGAAGAAGUGCAAUCAAGGAACAAUUUUACAAAUGAAAAUACAUUGUUUAACUCCAAAGAUGAGGGAUGACUGGAAAGAUUCAAAUUCAUCACUUGAUGAGGCAAGCAUUGACUAUGACGAUGUGGAUAACAAAUCUGAUGUAUCUGACAGUAUUUUUGUCCGCAGUGCUGGAUCUUCAUCUAGUAAUUACAUGGAUAGUCCAUCUCAUUCAGAAGAAUUUGGAAGAAAGGAUUCAACUGGAUCUAACACUGGUUCUGCUUAUGGCUCCAACUCCGGUGAUAUUCCUGCUAAUUCAAACAACUCCUCAUUCAAUUCAAAUGUCUGGAGAUCAGGACAUUCUUUGGAAAAAGAAAACAGAGAGUUCCGUCGAUUUUCACAGCCCUCCAUGUCACCCUUGCGCAAUGGGGGUUCAUCCAAAGACCUGAUUGAAGCUGUGGAAGUCACGGUAGAGGAACUUAGGGCAGAAGCUAGGAUGUGGGAGAAAAAUGCCCAAAAGCUGAUGGUUGACAUUGAAAAAUUGCAAAGGGAGUCCUUGAACCAGUCUGAGCACCAAGAAACUCUCAAGUUGGAACUGUCUGCAUCACGUACAGAGUGCCACAGCCUGAAGCAGGAAAUAGAGCGGCAAAAAAUUCUGCUAGAAGAUUUGAUGAUGAAACAAACAGCAAUGGACAGUUUGAAGUUACAAGAAAAAGGUGCAGACAAUCUUCAGAAAGAGCUGGAAGAAGAAAUCAAGUUCCAAAAGGAGACAAAUGCCAAUUUGGCUUUACAACUAAAGAAAACCCAAGACUCCAAUAUUGAGCUUGUCUCCGUUCUUCAAGAAAUGGAAGAUACCAUAGAGAAACAGAAGAUGGAAAUUGCUGAUCUUUUAUCUGCAAAAUCAGAAGUCACUUUAACUGAAAAUGUUUCCACUGAGGAGAUAAAAUUGUAUGAUGCAUGCACACCUGAUUCUGUGUUUGCACAACCCAUUAGUGAUGUGUUUCCACGAUUUCAUCUGGAUGGCACCAAAAGUUUUAACCUCUGGCAACCAAGAUUUAUGGAGAAACAGAACUUGGAAAGUGCCAUGAAAUUUCUGCAACCAAUGUCGGAGGAGAAAGGAGAUAGUGAAAAUGACCAAGAUUGCAAGACCAAAACAAUGGUUGAAUGUGAGGCAGGAUGGAUAAAUAAAUCGACUCUGAAUGAGGUGGAUGUCGAGAGCAUUAAAGAAAUGUCACCUGAAGCACUCGAUUCUCAAGUCUUUGAGGAAGUCAGCUGUGAAGAUGCAAGUUAUACCGAUCUGAGAAAGCAAAUUAAGUCUUUAAAGUUGAAGGUGCAGGAGCUUGAGAAAGACUGCACUGAACUUACAGAUGAAAACCUGCAGCUAAUAUUUAAGCUCAAAGAUUUGCACCCUCAGAACACGGCUUCUGCUUCAAAUAUAAUCCCAAAUGACAGAAAAGAAAUUGAAAGUCGUCAGUCAGAAAUAGCCAGACUGAAUUUGAAAGUAUCCGAGCUUCUGGAGGAACUAAAGGAGAAGGAGAUUCUCUUCGAAGAAUUAUCUUGUGACCAUAGGGGGUGCAUUUCUUUCCGGGAUAAAUGUGCUGAACUGGAAUUGCAGUUGCAAUCUCUCAAGGAUAAAGGUUCUCUUUUUGAUGUUGAACCUUGCAAAGGUUGCACAAAAGCAGAAGACAAGGAAAUUGAGAUCGCUGCCUUGCAUCGGCAAUUGGAGCAUUAUCAAGAGCAGCUUCAAGUUUCAGCAAACACCGUAAAGCAGCUGCAGGAACAGCUCACUCUUUGUUUGCCUCAAAAUGUUGUAAGUAAUUAUGCUAUAUAUUAUCUAGACAUGCUACAGAGUAUAUAUAGUAGUGACCUAAAAAACCAUGAUGAUGAUAUACUGAACAAGUUUGUACAUUUAAAAAAAUUAAUCAAAAUAAGAAUUGGAGACUUAAAGGAUAAAGAGUCGGAAAAAGAAGAAUCCAGGCCAAGAACCAUGAGUGGAGAUGGAACUGGGGAAGACCUUCCUCCCUAUGACAUGGAAGAAGACAGAGUCUUGACUCUUGAUGAGGAACUCAGUGCUCUUCACAUUGAACUGGAACCGAGACUCAGAGAUUUGAGUGAAAAGAUGCUGGAAAUUUUUAUUGAGAUGGACAAGUUGAAGGCAGACAACAUACUCAAGACGGAAGAGGUCAAGACUCUACAGCAUCUACAAAAGGAGUUGGAGACUCAGUUAUGUAAUUUUGAGCAGGAAAAUUCGAAGGUGGAUAAUAAAAUGAAAGGUACUGAAAGAGGUAGUGAUAGCGACUGCAGCUUUUGUCCUUUGCAUGAAGGCAAGAUGGUUCAUGCUAGCAGCAUGGGUCCACAGGUUUCAGCUGACAAGGUUAUUGGAAAAUGGUCAGAGCUAGAGGGCGAAAAAAAUGAACUCGAAAUUCAUUUAUCAGAACUAGAAGAAGAAAACGUACGGCUAUCUGAAAGGAUAUGUGGCCUGGAAGCUCAACUACAAUAUUUGACUGAUGAAAGGGAGUCAAGCCGUUUGGCAAUCCAGUUUUCUGAAUCUCAAUCAUCAAAUUUCCAGAGUGUCAUAAAGAAAUUGGAAAUUGAGAUGGAAGCACAGAAGGUUACUGCGAAACAAAGGUUACAAGAAAUUCAUAAGCAGUUACUAGAAGCUCAAGAAGAGUGCAAGUAUCUAAAAGUUGCAAAUAUGAAAGUGCAGGCUACUGCUGAAAAUCUUAUCGAGGAAUGUAGCUCACUUCAGAAAUUAAACGGAGAAUUGAGAAAGCAGAACAUAGAGUUGCAUGAGCGCAUUACUUUCUUGGAAGCAGAACUUGCCGAAUCCAAUGAGGCCUUUUCUCAUCUUUCAAAUGAAAUUGAAGUUUUAGAAGAAAAGUUUGAUUCCUUACUGGAAGAAAGCACCUUGAAAGAGAAAGCUCUAAAUUCUGAACUCAAUGCACUUCUUCUUGAAAACAGGAGACUAGAUAACAUUUUUAUUCGGGAAGCCAGAACAGACACUGUCAAGGAUUCUGAAGAGGAAACUGAACAUCCAGAAAGUAUGGUUAAUAACAUCCAGUUGGAAUAUGAAGAAAAGGUACUAGGCCUUAUUGGGGAGCUGGCAUCUUCCAAGCAAAACCAGGAAGUUUUGAUUGAUGGCCAUCAUAAGUUGAUAACUUUGCUUGAAGAUGUAAAAUCUAAUGAAAGCAAACUGAGAAAUGCUGCUAGAAGUCUUGCAAUGAAACUAAAAGCUUCUGAGUAUGAGAGAGUGCAGCUCUUGGAAGAGAUCUCUUGCCUUAAGGUUCAGCUACAGAAGAUUGAACUGCUUCAGAAUGAAGUUUUGGCUCUCAAGAAAACAAUCAGUGAGACAACAUUCGAAAAGGAAAGGCUAGAAACCUCACACCAUGUAUUACUGGCAGAUUUUGAAGAAAUGAAAGUGGAGAGAGAGUCAUUUGUUGAGAAGAUCUCGACUAUACAAAAGGCUUUGUCUGAACUAGAAGAAUGCAAACAUGCUAAAGUUGCCCUUCAGGAAAGGAUCUUACGCCUUGAGGGAGAUUUAACUGCCAGAGAAGCUUUAUUUGCCCAGGAAGCUGAGCUGAAAAAUGAGGUUGCUCGGAUGAAGAGAUCUUAUAGCCAGCUCCAGAGGAGAACGAAGUGCCUGGAAGAAGAGAAAGAAGAAUGCCAGAAGAGUGCUCAAGCAGUGCAGGAGCAGGUGAAACAUAUGAAGGAAAUGGGAUAUGAUAUAUACAAGCCUGGGAAUACAAGUUGUCUUCCAGUUAGCUAUGAAGUAAAGCCCCCACUGAAUUGCCAGAUUAGUGAGGUGCAACAAAAGCAGUCACCUGCAGAAGAUAUUCAAGUGCAACACUUUCCGGAUGAUCAAGGGCAUCUAGAAGUAGAUCAACUCUGUGAAGAGAACAAUAAACAGAGAAAGUGCACGGAUGACCCAGAUCUAUCAUUGAAGAUCUCAAUUCUUCAGAAUGAGCUGGCUGAGGUUUUAGAGGCCAACGAUAUGUAUAAAAUGCAGCUUAAGAGUUUGUUGUCCACAAACAAUCCCUCACAUAUGCCGAAACGCAUGACAGAAGAUGCAUUGCUGGAGACACAACCAGGGCAGGACAAAUCAUCACUUGAGGAAGAAUUGAUACAUUUACGGGAGAGCUACCUGCAGAUGAGCCUCAGAUAUGCAGAGGCAGAGGCUCAGCGCGAGGAGCUUGUGAUGAAACUCAAGGCAAGAAAUGCCGAAACGAACUAAUAAGCCAGGAACGUGCUUUUGGGUGAAGUUUGUCCUCUCUCUUGACCCAUUUACUGCUAAUUUUUGGAUCAAGUACUCAUCUUCACCAGUUUUAACAAAAAAAUUCACACACAAGGAAACAAUUGAUGUAGUAUUUGUUCAGGAUAACAAAAAGACACGUGUAUAGGAGCUGUGCAUUAGUAAGUAUAGAAGAGAAUACACGAGAGCUUUAGGGACAGUUUCUUUCUGUAGGCAUUUGAAGUCCCACGGUGACAGUGAUACAUGUAAGUUCGGAAUUUGCAAUUCAAUUGGGGCAUAACGCAUACUUCAUUCUCCGAAGCCAUGUUUGGGCAUGAUUGGAAUCAUCAUUGUCAAUAUUUUCUGUAAAUGAGUCAAUAGGACGUUCUUUUUCCCAUUUUUGGAGAGCUUGUCUAGAAAAUAUACCCACGCUCGUGAAGACAGUCGAAAAGUUUCCCUCACUUUACUUCUAAUAUCCCUGUAAACCAUAACCAUACAUUUCCAUGGAGAAGAAGUCAUUAUCAUACUUCUCUAUUGGAAUUUUCAUUAUUGUGCUUUUCAAGAUUCUUCUGCUAGUCAUAUAGCUUAAUCA